Messenger RNA from Aspergillus caelatus, 375 nucleotides. RefSeq lists its product as uncharacterized. Bases 1 to 375 code for a protein of 124 amino acids. Lineage: Eukaryota; Fungi; Ascomycota; Eurotiomycetes; Eurotiales; Aspergillaceae. The record is from RefSeq and is a predicted model, not a curated record. The transcript has a single exon.
AUGAUCAUUCAGCAUCGGGCUAAUGUUGCCUCUGGCGAGGUGAUGAUAUCUCUCGAGUAUAGCUUAGCUCACAAGCAAGGCACGCUGAGAAAGAAGACGCCUAAGCCCACGAUUGUUGUAUUGGGGGGGCUGAAUAGUGGUAAGCCGAUUGCAGUCAAAUGGGAGAUUAAGCUUCCUUGUGGUCAAGCUCCCCACAAGCAGGAUGAGGAUGCAGAUGGCGAGAAUUGGGCUUGUGCGGCUCUUACCGGGCCAGCAGGCAUGGCUUUCGCUGUUAUCUCGACGGCAAACCCAAUAAAUACUAGCACCGAGGGGUUUCCUGAGUCUACACAUAAGAAUGUGGAGUUUCUCAAACUAGCCAAGAUUCUGAAGGGGUAG